Linnemannia hyalina is the source of this 2016-nucleotide messenger RNA. NCBI's taxonomy places the organism in Eukaryota, Fungi, Mortierellomycota, Mortierellomycetes, Mortierellales, Mortierellaceae. The record is from the annotation of a GenBank genome assembly.
AUGGCAGCGGACAAGACGAUGCCCGACGAGGUCAUGCUUCAGUCCUUCAACGAGCAGGUCCUCGACAAGCCCGAGGUCUUCCUCACCAAAAACGAGGCCUCUGCCGAGCAGGCAAAGUCAGUCACCAAAUACCUCUACGAUCUCGGAAAGUCGACUGAGACUGGAUCAUUAAAGAGACAAGGCUCCAUGCUGGAGGAGCUCUUUGUUGACGGAUUCGACAACGACCAGAUCUGGGAGGAGAUUCAUAUGCAAAACACGCCCUUCCUCACGUACCUCAAGUCAGAGAUCAAGAACUUGAAGUUCAGCAAGAAGGCAGAAGCACAGCCAACAUCUGAUCUCGAGGACGAGGACCAAGACGCAGAGGACGAGGAGGAUGAGGCUGAUAUGAGCCUGGGUCUUGAUGAGGAUGAUAUGGGCUUGGAGAUGGACGACACAGAGGGCUUUUCUGGCGAGGACGAUCUCGAGGAGGACUCUGGAUCAGAAGGAUUCGGCGAGGACCAGGAAGAUCUGGAGGAGGGCGAGGAAGAUGAAGAUAACGAGGAUGAUGAGGAGGAAGAGGAGGAUCUGGAUGACCUUGAAUUGCCCGUCAAGAAGAAGUCUAGGACCUCAGAAGUUGACGAUGACUUUUUCAACCUUGAUGAGUUCAACGCCAUGACCGAGAAGCAGGAGCAGGAUGACUUGGACGAGAAGGAGCCCGAUGAGGAAGAGGAGGAGAUUGACUACUUUGCCGAUCCUGAUUUGAUCGACAGUGGCGACGAUGACUUUGAUGAGGAUAUGGAGGAGAACGAAAACGAGGUUGAUGCUCAUGAUGUCGCAUACAAGGACUUCUUCGCACCUGUGGCAAUAGGAAAGACAAACAGGCCCAAGCCCAAUCGUCGACCAGAGCAAAAGGACAACUUUUUCGGAAAGAAGCCCAACGAGGAAGUCAAGGAUGAGGACAUGGAGAUGAUGGACGCCGAGGAGGAGGAGGAGAACGAUGAUGCCGCAGAAGUGAACGAGCUUGGAGACAGAGUUUCUAACCUCUUUGGACUCGACAAGGAGGAGGCCGAGUCUGAAAACUUGUCAAAACACGAGCAGAUGCAGAGGAAAAUGAAGGCGCAGAUUGAGGCAUUGGAGAAUGAGAACGUGGCAGCCAAGGACUGGACCAAGAAGGGAGAGGCUUCAUCUUCAGAUCGCCCCCUGAACAGUUUGUUGGAGGAGGAUCUCGAGUUUGAGACUGUCGCCAAGCCCAUUCCCGUCAUUACCGCAGAAUCGACACAAACCCUCGAGGACAUGAUCAAGGAGCGCAUCUUGGCCGGUAACUGGAACGAUGUCGUCCGCAAGGCUGCUCCCAAUGACAAGGCGUUCAACCCAUCCUCCAGAGUCGAUAUCUCGGACGAAAAGUCCAAGAAGUCGCUUGCCGAAUUAUACGAGGACGACUAUGUCCGCCAGACAUCGACGGCUGGACCAGUGAUGAGCGAACGUGAGGCGGCAUUGGAAAAGAAGCACGAGGAGAUCACAGGACUAUGGCAGGAUCUUUGCCAGAAGCUCGACUCGUUGAGCAACUGGCAUUAUACACCCAAGCCUGCCAAGGCCGAACUCACAGUUGUUACCAACGCACCAGCAAUCAGUAUGGAGGAGGCGAUCCCUGUCGGUGUGGCAGAUGCCGCUAUGCUGGCACCCGAGGAGAUCUACUCUGCAGGCAAGGCACCAGUCAAGGGCGACACAGAGCUGGAGCAGGCAGAGAGGAAGCGCAAACGUUCUGCGGCCAAGCGGGCCAAGAAGGCCGAGAACAAGGAGCGGGCCCAGAAGGAUGCCGAGCGCGCAGCAGAGAGAGAGGCCAAGGACCGGCGGUUGGGUCGCCAGGUGGGCGACAAGGGCAAUGCCAAGACGAUUGUGCGCGACAAGAUGGAUGCGGUCAAGACCUUGUCUGGACAGAAGGGCGUCAGCUUCAUCGACCGCGACGGCAACAAACGGUCGAGUAUCAAGGGUGGACCCAAUGCCGAAGCCGACAAGAGUGCAAAGCUCAAGUUGUAA